CUGCCAGCUGCCAAGAUGGCGGCACGGAAUCGCGCUCGCGCUCGCGCUCCCGACUCCCCUCCCCCAGGCCUCUUGGGGGUUGGGAGCGCGACGCGCGUAGCCGUGCGCGGGUCGCCCUGCGUCCUGGGUGGUGGUCCCGCCAGCCGCCCGCCCCGCGCCAUGCGUCUCUUCGGCUGGUGGCAGCUCCUGCUUUGGGUGCUGGGGCCUCCUGCCUGCGGCCUGGAGGUUGCAGAGGAACACAGUCACUUGCUGUCAGAGGAACAGUCUGCGCCGGCUCUGCAGGCAGGGGCCCUGUCGGUGGGUGAGGAGCAGCCCUCCCGAGGCCAGGCGGGCCAGGACAGAUCAGCCGGAGACUCGAGCGCAGUGCUGGGGCUGGACACGGGUGGUGACCACGUGGUGAUGCUGUCCGUGAUCCCCGGGGAGGCUGAGGCUGAGGCCAGGCUGGGCCAUGAGCUGAGCAGCGGCACCUGCGGGGCCGGAGGGGAGGAGGACUCACGCUGCAGUCUCCGAGAGCAUCUGUUCUCUCUGGAUGGCGCCGGGGCGAGCUUCCCCGACCGAGAAGAGGAGUAUUACCCAGAGCCUGAAGUGGCCGAUGCGGAUCCAGCCCUGCCCGAGGACUCCAAUAACACCGAGAGUCUGAAAUCCCCCAAGGUGAACUGUGAGGAGAGAAAUGUGACUGGUUUGGAGAACUCCACUCUGAAAAUUUUAAAUAUGUCACAGGACCUCAUGGAUUUUCUAAACCCAAAUGGUAGUGACUGCACCCUAGUCCUGUUUUACACCCCGUGGUGCCGAUUUUCUGCCAGUUUGGCCCCUCAUUUUAAUUCUCUGCCCCGGGCAUUUCCAGCUCUUCAUUUUUUGGCACUGGAUGCAUCUCAGCACAGCAGCCUUUCUACCAGGUUUGGCACUGUAGCGGUUCCUAACAUCUUGUUAUUUCAAGGAGCUAAACCAAUGGCUAGAUUUAAUCAUACAGACCGAACAUUGGAAACACUGAAAAUCUUCAUUUUUAACCAGACAGGUAUAGAAGCCAAGAAAAAUGUGGUGGUAACUCAAGCUGACCAAAUAGGCCCUCUUCCCAGCACUUUGAUAAAAAGUGUGGACUGGCUGCUUGUAUUUUCCUUAUUCUUUUUAAUUAGUUUUAUUAUGUAUGCUACCAUUCGAACUGAGAGCAUCCGGUGGCUCAUUCCAGGACAAGAGCAGGAACAUGCGGAGUAGUGAUGGACUAAAAGCAGAAGUCGGAAUGAGGAAUUUCAGAAAUUAAUGCUGCACUUUCAUACAUUUUCUCCAGUGAAGUGUCCUCUUACAACUUCAGGCAGAUUAAAAGAAUCAUGCAUUUGUUGAACUGUUAAAUGUGUUAAAAAUUAUAAAUUGUUUUAAUACUGCAAUAAGCAAAUACAAAAAUACUUGGUAGAGUUCACUAUUGUUGUUUUUAAUAAUCCAAUAUUUUAAGAGAGUAAUCCAGUUUGAAAUGCAAAGCUGUGUUUAGGUGGUAUGGUGAGUAGAAUGACAGUACACUUCAUAGAAGGAAGAAAUAGGACACUAACGUUACAGUUUUAGAAAACUCUUGAUUCCUUAAAUAAAUGUCUAAGAAGGUUGUUUUUCUUUUCAUUUGCAAUUUUGCUCUCAGUCUGUAAGCAGAAAAGUGUUCUGUUAUGAAGAAUAAGUAGAAUCGGUAAGUGUCACCUUCUGAGUAACUGUUGGGAAAAUGGAAGAGUCAGCUGCUUUGGUGUUUGUGAUCUCUCAUUUCACCGAAGAAUAUGAAGUGCUUUAAGCUGUUUCUGGAUAAGGCAGAUGUUAGGAGAAAGUAAAUGUUAUCUAACUAAAGCUUAUUUAUUAUCAGUUCUAGGCUAAAGCAUAACUCAAAUUUUAGUCACAAUUCCCUAACUGGCAUGCAUUAACUGAACCUUAAUAUGUCCUUAGCACUGUGCUAGUUUUAUUGAGAGCCAUAAGAAAUAUCUAACACUGUUCCUGCCCACAAGUUGAUUCUAUUCUAGUUUAGAUCACAUGUAGAAAAGAGAGAACAUAUAAUUUAUUCCAUCGUUUUGGAAAGCUCCUUCUAAAAGAUCCCUUAAAUUCAGACAUGACAUCUAACUACAAAAUGAUAAUUAACUUUUAUACUGUUCACAGUGUUAUAGAGUAUUUCAUUUUCUGAUACACCCUACAUUCUAUGGAAGUGGAACUGUAGUUGAGUCACCUUUCAGAAUGUUACACUGGACAGGAGUUUAUGUAUAACUUUAUAUUGUGGACAGCUGUGGCUGGAGUGGUCGCUCACAGGAGAGGACACUGGUUCAGAAUAGUACCAUUAUGAUUUUCAUUUUACAAAUAAACACAGAGGCAUAGAAAGAGAUUGAGUAACUUGCCCAGGUUACACACAUAGUAAGUUGAUGAAGCUGAGAUUUGAACCUUUACAUGUAUGUGUAUGUAUACUUAAGAAUUUAAGAACUUCUAGUGAUUUCAUCUUUUAUAAUAACUAACACUUGAGUAUUACUAUGUGUGUUCCAGGUACUAUUUUAAGUGCUUUACAUACUGUUUUGUUUACUGGUAUAGGAGCUCUAGGAGACUGACACUAGUAUUACAUUUCCUUAUUUUACAUAAGGGUAAUAAAUGGGGCCUUAAGUAAAUUCUCUUGGUCAGGCAGCUUCCAGUGGUGGGACCCAGCUUCAAACCUAAGCAUGCUGACUGGAGAAGCCUCUAGGUGGGCUGGGACCUUGCCCUGCCUCUAUGCCAUGGCCUGAGGGACCAUCAUAAUACAUUUCCCUCUCAUUUUUCCCCUUUGCUUCCCAUAGUUAUAAUUACAGUAUAGCCAUCACUUAGCACUUUGGUCUUUUUAUUUUGUUUUGCUUAACAAAAAUAAAUAUUUCACUGUUGCCAGUA
Neofelis nebulosa (Clouded leopard) is the source of this 2871-nucleotide messenger RNA. It is a transcript of the gene TXNDC15, whose product is annotated as thioredoxin domain containing 15. The coding region runs from base 16 to 1212 and encodes 398 amino acids. Gene Ontology annotation, biological process: cilium assembly. Gene Ontology annotation, cellular component: cilium. The transcript has 5 exons. NCBI's taxonomy places the organism in Eukaryota, Metazoa, Chordata, Mammalia, Carnivora, Felidae. The record is from RefSeq and is a predicted model, not a curated record.